Molecule: messenger RNA, 5911 nt
Organism: Cinara cedri
Lineage: Eukaryota; Metazoa; Arthropoda; Insecta; Hemiptera; Aphididae
Source: the annotation of a GenBank genome assembly
CUCUGUUUAUUAUUUUAAUAUUGUUGUAAUGAUUGUAAUUUACAUCAUUGGAGAAAAUGUAGUUAAGUUGAAUCUGUAUUUUAUAUUGAUCUGAGUUAAGCAUAUUUCAUUGAUAAUUAUUUAAAUGUUCAUAUUUUUACAUACUUAUUUAAAAAUUAGAACAGCUAAAAUGUUUAUUAUACGUUUUAUUUUGUUUAUUAGUUUGUAUAUUAUUAGACCUGGUAAGUAUACUUAAACAAAUAAUUUUAUUCCAUACAAUUAUUAAUAAAAUGCAUAUUUUAUUUUUAGGUUCAUCGGAUUUUGUUUCAGUCCAAGAUCAAAUGUAUGCAAAUAUUAGAGCAGAUAAUCCAUGUUUUCUUAGACUCAAUGGUACUAAUCAAUUUGGAUGUACUUGUAAGUUUUAUUUGAAUUUUUUUGGCAUAAGUAUUUAAUUUAAAUAAAAAAUUAUAAUUUCUUGCAAUUACAGCUUCAAGAUUUGGAAAUGUUGGCACUUUACAUUUAGUUCUAAAUUCAACUGAUUUGAAUUGGUUAUUAAAUGAAGGAAAGGCUGAUCCUUAUACUGUAGCAUUAACACCAACAAUGUUUAAUAAGUAAAAUAUAUUAUUUAUUUAUAUCAUUUUAGUAUUUUAGUUUAUAAAAACAUAUUAUUUCAUCCCAUUUUAUACUUUGCUCAUCGAUCUUAAAUUAUAAAUUCUAUAUUUUGGAAUUUUUUAAAUUAAAUAUUAUUAAAUUAUUAAUUUUACUAUUACUGUAAAUAAUUAAUAUAUAAAUAAAUAGUGUUUAUUUUCAGAAAAGUUUUAGGAAGCAUUGAAUCGUCUAAAGUAGUAAAUGGAGUAUUAUUGUUAAUAAAUAUGACUAAUCAUGAAGUGAUGAAUGAUUUACAAACCAAUGGAUUUAGUCCAGAAGAUACAUGUCCUAAUCGUUAUUCAGAUACAAGUAGUUGUCCCAAUGUACCAUGGAACCCUAAUGGUACUAAUAUUCUUUUAGAAAAUUGGAGUUUUCCCAUUUUUAUUAUUUCUGAUCAAAAUGCUAUCAAAGAAAUAACCGAUGUAAGUAAUAAGUUGUUUACCUGGUUUAAUUUGUUAUCAAUGUUGAAUUUAAAUUUUAUUUAGGAAAUAUUAACAAUUUAAUUCUCUGGAAGAAAUACAUUUUAUAGAUGAUAAAACAUUUAGUUAAUGCACAGUUUUUUUUUAUCUAUUUUUAUUUUUAUAUUAUACAUAUCAACUUUAUAGUAAAAAGAAAAAUGGGAAUGUACAUUCUAUACCAUUCCAAAAUAAUAUUUAGGAUAGCAUUUAAAAUAAUAAAACUAAAGUCAUUAUGGUAUAUACUAUGGACCUGGUGAAAGAUAUAAAUUAUGUUAGUUGCAAGCACCAGUGGUUUUUUUUUUAUUACUACCAAGUAUUUUAAUGUUAUGUCUUCUUAACAUAAUUAUAAUUUAAUGCAAUAAUGAAUUAUAAUAAAUAGCAUAUGGUAAUUUUUUUCAGUGUUUUUAUAAAUAUAAUUUACCUUUAAAUAAUCAAAAUGAUCGUUCAUUGUGUGCUCUUGAAUUGAAGUCACAUAUGUAUGCUGCAGUAGAUUCAAAAACAUGUAUGAGACGAACACAAAUGACGUAUCAAAAUAUAAGACCAAGUAAAUAAUUAUUUUAUUAAUAAUGGUAGUGUAUUUUUUAUAGUACAUUUUUUUUCUUUUUAAGUAAAAUUUUGUGAUCCAUUGGGUGAUAAAAAUAUAUAUUGGUCCCUGAAAGAGCUUAAACCUAAAAUAUCAAAUAAGUCUGUUGCAAUUGUUGCGGCUCGUUUGGAUGCUACAUCUAUGUUUCAAGAUUUAUCACCUGGUGUACUAUCAGCAGCAACAUCUAUUGUAACAUUAAUGGCUACUGCUAAUUUGGUUUCUGAAAUGAUUAAUUACAAUGAUACAAGAAAUUAUAGUAAGUUCUUAGAUUUUGUUUAUCUAAUAUUACCCAAGAGUAAUAAUUUUCUAAAAAUUUGUUUACAUUUGAUUGACCAAAUUAAUGAUUAGAUUUAUCCACUAAUUUACUAACCUUUAUCCAUUUAAAAGGAAUAGGUACAGCAGUAUUGCAGACAAAUAUAACAUUUUAGACUGAAAAGUCAGACAAAACUGUUGAGAUGGCAUUUGACGGAUUUAAAUUUUGAAAACGCUAUACGAUUCUUUAGGUUAUUUACUAGAAUACAUUUUAAUUAUUUUACCUUUCUUUUUUAUUAGUAAAAUGUUAAAUACAUUUUGUGAAUUUUUGAAAAAUGUUCAAAAAUAUAAAUUAUUAUUAUAUUUUAUAAUUUUUAGUAAAAUAAUUAAAUUUAUGUUGUAAUAUUGUAGUGAAAAAUCUAAAAAAGCAUUUUCUGUUUUCAAAACUGAAAUAUGUCAAAUAGAAUUCCUAUAGUUUGAUCUGACUAUUAGAUUUUAAUUUACUGAAAUAUAUACUGUCACUAAUCUCUUUAAACAAUUAUAUUUAAUUAAAAAUUGUUUACGAUUGUAUAGUUGUAUAUUUAUAUUUGUUUUUAUGUUAAAUUGUUCAGCAAACAACAUAAUGUUUAUUUUAUUUAACGGAGAAGCCUAUGAUUACAUUGGAUCAAGCAGAAUAGUCUAUGAUAUGUUACAAGGAGAUUUCCCUAAUAAUAUAAUUAAAUUCAAUAAAGACCACGUUGGUUUAUAUGUAGAAUUAUCUCAAAUACAUUAUGAAAAAGAAGUUAUUUUUCAUAAUCCAACUUAUGUAUGUAUAUUAUUGAUACCUUUCAUUUUCUCUUGUCAUUAUUAAUUAAAUUUUAGGCAAGUGGUAAUAUCAUCAGUUUCAUGGACGAGUUUAAAGCUAGACUUAUUGAAGAUGGUUUUAAAAUGAAUUCAUCAAAUGUCAAAUCUAUACCGCCUGCAUCAAUUCAUUCUUUUUUAAAACAUGAUCCCCAUUUUCCUGGUGUUGUUUUGACAGGAUUUAAUGAACAAUUUAAAAAUAAGUAUGUUUAUUAUUUUGAAAUUACUUACUGUAUAUUUUUAAUGCUAUGAAGAAAUUAAUAGUUUAUCAUUUUAAAAUUUGCUCAUAUUCUUUAAACAUUUUCCAUUCAGAAAAUAUAGUUGAAUUAUAUUAUUUAUACUUUAAAUUAAAACUAUUUUAGUCUAAUGAUAUAAAUUAAUCAAGAAUGUCUAUAACUACUUAUGGUUUUUUUUUUUUACCUGAAAAGAAUAUUUUUUAAAAUUUGUAUGAACAUUUUUUAUUGAGUUUAAAUAUGUAUUAGAACAGAUGUAUGUAUCUUACAGAUAUACAAAUUUUGUAGGGACCAAUUUAUGAGUCAACUAUGGUGGAUGAGACAUGUUAAACCGGGUUUUUUUAACAAUAAUGGGCACACUAUUCUCUUAACGUGAGCUAUGAUUAAUUAAAGGCCACUUUAUCUUCAUAACCGUCUCUGGCAAUAUAACAAAAUUGGAUUAUUUAGAAAGUUAUUGAAGCAUUUAAAUUGAAAUUAGAAUUUAAAAACUGAGUUUUUUUGUAUAUUCAUAUUGUAAUAUUAUAACUACUAUAAAAUAUAAAUAGAUAUUUAAAUUCUGGAGAAAAGUAAAAAUUUCCCUGAUAUUAAAAUACAUAUAUAUGUUGAUAUUUUUUUAAAAAAAAAAAAACACUGCAAAAUUAUUAUUUAUUUUAUGUUUUUAAAGGUUUUAUCAUAGUAUUUUGGAUAACAUUGACAAUAUACAAUAUAGUAAAAUGUCACAAACUAUAGCCAAUAUAUCAACAUCUCUUAGUUACUCACUUUAUACAUUCCUAACUAAUUCAAGUUACAAUGGUUUAAAACAAGCAAAUGCUACUUAUGUAAGUAAUAAAUAUGAUGUGUAUUUUAAUUUUUAAUAUAAUGAAAUUAUAUAUCAAAAUUAUUUUCGUUCCAGGUCACUAAAUUAUUAGAUUGUUAUGUUAAAUCUAUUAAUUGUGAACUUUUUCAAUCAUUAACUUCACCAUUACAACUACCUGAUAGUCGUCCUAAUUAUUAUAUUAGUAUAGAUUCAAUAACAAAUCCACUCACUAGUCUUUCACGGCUGUUAUUUGCUUCUUUUGGGAGUCAAAAAAUUAAUUCAAUUCUAAAUGAAGAAGAUUGUAUCAACUACCAAACACAACAGGUUUAUAAUUACUAUAACAACAAAUAAAAACAUACAGGAAAGUGGAUUACCAAUGUGUAAUUGGUGCUCCAUUUUUUAAUUUCAUACUUUUAUCUAGAUUCUAGAAGGUUGUUCAAAAUUAUUUUAAUUGAUAUAAUUCUAAUCAAAGUGUUAAAGCAUUUAUCAUAUGUAAUUUUAUAGUUGACUUUUUGUUAAGAUAUCUUAUUUCAGAUAAUAGACAUAUAUAUAUAUAUAUAUAUAUAUAUAUAUGUGUGUGUGUGUGUGUAAUAUAGUAUAUUUAUAUAUUAUUAUUUUGAAAAAUUUAAUAAUUAUUUGUAUUUUAUAGGGUUUUAUACCUAUAUGGUUAAGAGGAAAAUAUAAUGCUUGCUAUUUAACCACAUCUAAUUUUACUGAUGCGGUUAGCCCAGCGUUUGUUAUUCCUGGUAUGUAUGAAAUUGAUGUUAAUUAGGUAUAAAUAUAUUAAAUGUUUGAAAUGUACAAUAAUGUAAAAUCAUAUUUAGGUACAAAAUAACCAAAAAUCCAAAAAUUGAUUUUAUUUUAUUUUGAUUAUAUCAUAUCAAAAUUUGAGCUAUACUAAAACAUACAAAUUGGUUCAAAUUUUAAUACUCUUCCUAAAAUUAAUUUAAAAUUAAUAUUUUUAUGUAUUAUAAAUAUAUUUCUGAUUUUUAGAUUAUGAUUUUUCUACACCCGAAUAUUCAACAUGGACUGAAUCAGUUUGGCAUGAAACACAGAUCCGCAUGUUCCUCAGACAAUCACAUAGACUUCAAAUUAUUAUAUUUAUUUUUGGAAUUUUAAUAUUUUUAAUUUCUUUUAUUGUGAUUCAUAAAGUUUAUGCUCAAGCUGGGAUUUAUCUUGUUAACCAAGAGUAAGUUAUAAAAAACAUUUAUAUAGCUUAUAAGCGUCACAACUAGUAAUGUUACAAUUGAACACAAAUAAUAAUCCAUAAUAAUAUUAUUUGUUAUUUUACUUUAAUGAUCAUUAGUAAUUAUAUAUUUUUUUUUAGUUUGUUAUUAUAAAUAACUGAUGAGUUAAAUUUAAAUUUUAGGGCAAAUUCAGUUACAAGUUGUUGAAAAAGCUACAAGUAAUAUUUUUAUUACAGUUGUCUGUGAUUUAUUUUCUACAUUUUAAUUUUUUUUGAAGUAAUAAUAUGUACUACUACUCUUUUUAUAUUUAAUAUUUAAUCAUAAUUAUAAUAACAAUAUUAAUUCAUGUAAAUCAUUUUUAAAAUAUGGUAACUUAAAUAUUGUAUUUAUUCUAUAUUUCAUAUUUCUAUGAAAUAUUAUUCAUGUUAAUAUUAUUAUUAACUUUUGAUUAUAAAAAAAAAAUUAUUAAUCAAUCAUAAAAAAUUGUUAACUUUAUAUAAUUAUUUGAAUGUUAAGGUUACUAUUUUAUUUAUUAAAAAAUAAAACAAAUGAAUAAUGAUUUUUUUAGGUUUUGACUAUUUUUUAAUUAGUUAAUUUUAUAUAAACCUAAGAUAUUUUAUUAAGUACAUUUUGAUUUAAAAAAAGUCUACAUUUAUUUUAGCUGUAAUUUCUACUUUAGAUUAAAUAAAUAAAUUGUAAUGCUUCUGUCCUAUAUUCUACGAACAAUACCAAAAAGAAUAUAUUUAAAAGUUUAUGUUAUUUACUUAAUAUUAGCAUUACUUUUACUCCAAUUUUGAAUACUUAUAUAUUAGUUAUUUUUUAAUUAAAAAAUGUUUUAAAUCUAUACUAUUUAAUGUAUUUAUGUGGUUAGUCUGAAAUAAUUUUUAUAUAAGUUGUACAAAUAUUUAAUAUUAACUAUCAAUAAUGAACUCACU